GCCCCUUCCGCUUCCCGGGCCUGACCUUCCUGCCGCCGGGCGCCGGGUGCAUCCGACAUUGCCGGCUCUCGCGACUCGGCCCGACGCGCCCCGCUCUCGCGACAUCAUGGUGGCGUACUGGCGCCAGGCUGGGCUCAGCUACAUCCGGUACUCGCAGAUCUGCGCCAAGGCAGUGAGGGAUGCGCUCAAGACCGAGUUCAGAGCGAACGCGGAGAAGACCGCGGGCAGCAACGUCAAGAUUGUGAAAGUGAAGAAGGACUGACCAACCUGCCGGGAGCUGGAGCUGCUGCGUUUCCAAGUCCGGGGAAGACGCGUGGCACGUGGCGCGGCGGAGGGAGAAGAGCUCACUCCAUGGGGAGAAGUCCUGUCUUGUUCGUAAAUCAACAACGCCAAUAAACUGAAACACGGUUCACUCAC
Molecule: messenger RNA, 417 nt
Organism: Lepus europaeus (European hare)
Lineage: Eukaryota; Metazoa; Chordata; Mammalia; Lagomorpha; Leporidae
Gene: ATP5F1E
Product: ATP synthase F1 subunit epsilon
Exons: 3
Coding region: 107-262 (51 amino acids)
Biological process (GO): proton motive force-driven mitochondrial ATP synthesis
Cellular component (GO): mitochondrial inner membrane
Molecular function (GO): proton-transporting ATP synthase activity, rotational mechanism
Source: RefSeq, a predicted model, not a curated record